UUCGAAAAACAUCCCCGAUUUUUUUUAGAAAUUUUAACGUAAAAUGGCACUAGCCAUUCGAACCUACCAAAAAAAACUUUAUUUUGAAUCAAAAAGUAUGUGCAAAAUCAGAAUUCCGCGCGGCGAAAACCAUCCGCAGUAGCACAUAUUUGCAAUCGAGCCUCUCUCAUUUCUUUUCCCAAUUUCUAGAGCGAGAAACGAUUCGCUCCGUACAUUAUUCUCUCUCUCUCUAGGGCUUCAAGUCUGCUCAUCACAAAAUCAAAGCUGCUUGUUAGAUUUAGGCGCCCUUCGUCUUCCGAAUCUCACAAUCUUCUCCGGCAAAUAAUCUGCAAGCAUAUUCUUUCAGACCGGCCCAUGUGUACAAGCUUCUUGAAACACAAUGGGUCACUCAAUUGGAAGUGGUAGGAUGGCAUCUGUAGCAAGGCUUUUGAUGCCCGAAAGUAUUUUACAGUCAGUUACAGAAAAUGUAGAGAACAACAAAUUGGCUGCUCAAUAUGCACACAGAGAAUUGUGCGAGGCAGACGAAGCAAAUUUGCUUGAUGAAGAUGAUAUGAUUAUAUUUGGUUUGAAUCCUACCACAGAUCCUUUGAAUUUGGUAUGCUGCAAUGCUUGUAAGAAACCGGUGAGGGCCAAUCAAUUUGCAGCUCAUGCAGAGCUCUGUAGAACAUUCAGUUCUGUCGAAGAAAUUGUGCCGGUGCCGAAGCCUAAUAAUGGUACCAGACGCAAAAGACCUCCAAAGGAGAGAAAGAAGUCAUUAAAAGGGUCUACUGUCCAACCAACUUUGACUCGAGAAAGGGAAGCUUCAGAAACUAUAGGUAGCCUUGGAACUGCUCCUUUGAGCUCCCAUUUAAACGAGCAAAUGCGAUUGACGUCUUCCUCCCCCAAUGAAGCUAAAGGGAAUGCCCCCUUUGUAGAUGGGCUAUCUAUGAUGGAUAGUUCAGGAAUUAAUGCCUCAUUUAUGGAUAGAGCGGCUGGUGCAGAGGAACCUCCCAAAAAACGAUCCAAGCUGUUAGCUGCUGACAGUCAACUAAUAUCGGAUCAUUUAGGAACUGCGAAAGGUGUAACAAAAAAAUUGUUUUUAAAUACUCAGGAGGCGUUUACCUGCGACAAUCGGAACGGAUCAAAAAUAGGAAGUGGAAAGGCAUCUGAACAUGCUGACAAUCAAAUUCCUAGGCAAGUCUAUAAUAGCCACAGCCCGACCAUAGGUGUUCCAGCUCCUUUGGCUACCAAAAUGUAUUACUGUCAGAGAAAUCAGCGUAUCCGUUCUUCCAUCAGUGAUCUAUACAAGGCAUCUACGGAUGAAUGUUGGAGUGACUUCGGUUGAUGCAGAAGGAAUGCUGUAAUUAUAUGUAGUGAAACAACACUACAAUAAUUAAAACUUUGCCAUCCUCAAAUUCAGUUAGGUCAUCUGAGAUUGGAUGAGGCCUUUAUUGGAAGUUCAGUGACUGUAGUUCUGGAUAAUCUGUUCUAAUUUGGCUGGUCAAGUCGACCAAUCUCCUUUUUCCUUUUACAGAUUCCUGCAAUCUGGAAAAACAAUAAGCAUUGCACAUUCUACCUAUCGUCAUGCUUAUACAAACAUUUGGCCAUAUAAACUGGAUCAGUGCCUCAGCAGAAUGUGUUGCAAUAAUUUAGGCAAAUUAUCUAUUAGGUCCAUUGUUGCAUAUUUCUUUCUCAUCAGAGGCGUGUUGUCCUUACCUCGACCGGGGUCUCUAUCUCAUUCGCAGUGUGAUCAAGUGGGCAAUGCCCUCGCAGCCUCGCUUCGCUGACAAGAGGGAGAUCUUGUAGCACUUACGGAUUAGGCCCGGUCCCUUCCCAUACUGGAUUAGCUAUUCGUCGAACCGGAUUCAUGGGAAUUAACGUUUCGCGUACCCGAUCCCAAACUUUUAUCAAAUAGCAGAACAACCCGUGACCCACAUGUCGUGUAACACUGUGUUUAAACAUAUAUAGGACUCCGAGUACUCCAAUAUUAUUGGUGUGGCUCCAACAGAGACCGAGCCUGACAUCAGCCUAAGUCAUUGUGUAAUAUUGCUUGUGAAUGACAUCAACUUACAGCAGUGCAGGGUUUCAUUUUCCAUUAAGGUGCCAACUUUUGAAGUCUCAUGUAUGACAAUGCCGGACAAUUUAAGCAUUGCUUGCUAUUUGUACGGUGCUACACAGAAGAAUUGAAAAAUCCAACCUAGCUUGGCCGGAUGGCUCUUCCUUGGGUCUAAGAACUGCUAGCUACUUUAAUUGCUCAAACUUCGCAAUUCAAGGGGUGCAUGAAUUGUAAAUGUGACAUCACUAGUAGCUACCUUACAUGUUUUUCGCUCCUUUAUAUUUCCUUUCUAUUUCUAAUGUAUAAAUAGUAGUUGUAUGUCUAUCGAGAAAUCGUAAUUGAGCCAUCUAACUAUUUAAGAUACCUGUGUUGUAUACAGAAAGAUUAAAUGUUUUGGACCACCCUUUCAAGCCAGAUAGUGAUCACUUGGCGAUAAACGUUAAUUUAAAGCGGCCGGGAAUGAGUACCUAUCCCUUACGGGAAUUAAACCCGUGUCUUCGACAUGAAAAGACGUGUCCUAGCCACUGGGUGAAAGGGACCUAAAACCCAUUCUCCCAGCUCUGAGAGUGGAGACGUUGAUUUUUCAUGGAGAUUUUCACAGAAAGACUCCUUAGUUUUGGCAAAUGGGUCACAAUUACAGGUACGCGAGAGCAAUAGAUGGAAUGAAAGAAAUACGAACACCUAACAUGAUAUGGCCAUAGAUCUUUGGGUUGUAACUUGAUCAUGAGUGAAAUUUGUUGAUGUAGUGCCCAUGAAGUAUGUGCUCCAAAAUUGGUUUGGUUUCAAGAUAUAGAUUCUAUGUUGAAUCACCAUUUAGCGGGGCUAUUAGCCUAAUGGGGUCUCCCUUGGGCGGGCAUCUGUCAAGUAAAUGUAUAUUUAUAGAAUAAUCCAUUUUAAAAUGCCAGAAUGGAUUCUAAAGAGAUAUCAUUGCUUCGAAAUUUUUUGAAAGGCAUUUUUUGCUCAACUUUUUCCCAGUUUUGCUGAGGGAGCAAAAGAGCUGAGGAAGUAAACAGAGACUUUCUUACUUUUCAGGGAGGAUCAGAUCCAGCAAUUGAGAUCUAUACGGACCGAUAUCACACACUAUAUAAUUUAGUUAUUGCAAUUUUUUUUGAAUAUAUCUAUUUUGAAUCAA
This is a messenger RNA of Daucus carota subsp. sativus, 3167 nucleotides long. RefSeq lists its product as uncharacterized. Lineage: Eukaryota; Viridiplantae; Streptophyta; Magnoliopsida; Apiales; Apiaceae. The coding region runs from base 380 to 1324 and encodes 314 amino acids. The record is from RefSeq and is a predicted model, not a curated record. The transcript has 17 exons. Gene Ontology annotation, cellular component: SAGA complex.